AUGGAAGAAACGAAACGGCAAAAACAGCGGGAAGGCAUGAGUGUGAUUGAUGGCGGCAUGGUAUCCAUUGCUAAAGAAGCACACCGUGCACACCUGACGCCUAUCUACGCUUCAAGCACUUAUACAUUUAAUACAGCCCAGCAGGGGAUCGACAUCUUCCAGGGCAAUGAAGAAGGCUAUAUCUAUGGUCGCUUUGGCAACCCUACCAUACGGGAAGCAGAAGCGAAGAUUGCCUUGCUGGAAGGGGCCGGCCUGCGUAACAGCGACGGCCAACCGCUGCAACUAUACGCGAUCUUACAUGCCUCGGGCAUGGCGGCUAUUACCACGAUGCUGCUCGGCAACCUGAAGUCCGGGGAUAAGAUCAUUACCCACCAUUCGUUGUACGGCGGCACCCAGGAACUGGUAGAUAAGAUCCUGCCAGGCCUUGGUAUUGAAUCAGUGAUCGUGGACUUUCAUCAGCCGGAGCUGGUGGCAGCGGCCAUUACUGCCGAUGCACAGAUUAAGAUGAUGUACAUCGAAACGCCCGCCAACCCUACCCUGCAAUGCGUAGACAUGGAAGUGCUGAGCGCGCUGGGCAGGCAGCAUCACCUUAUUGUUUGUGCCGACAAUACAUUUGCCACCCCAUACCUGCAACAACCUUUCCGCUAUGAGCCUUGUCAAUACCCUUACCGUUUUCCCCUUAUGUACGAUCAUUAUUUUUCCAUAGAAGAAUUACGACACCACUUAAUCACACAACGUACUAUGGAACAAUUAAAACUGGAUGUCGCCGUGAUCGGCGGCGGUUGCUCCGGCGCUUAUAGUGCCUGGCGUUUGCAACAGGCUUAUGGCAAGGAGCAAAGCAUUGCCCUGUUUGAAUACAGCGAUCGUAUUGGCGGACGGUUGUACACGGUAACCAUGCCCGGCCUGCCCAAUGUAAAAGCGGAAGUAGGCGGCAUGCGCUACAUCCCCACCGAACAUAAGCUGGUGGCCGAUCUCAUCACUCAUCUCGGACUGGAGACCAAGGAUUUUCCGAUGGGCGCUCCGGAGCCGCGCCCAACCUGGCUCGAUAAAGAUUAUGCCCUGAUGCCCGUAGCCAAGGGCGGCUGUGGUACGCUGGAAGGCUGUAUUACCGCGACGGCAAUGGACGCUACACUGGCUUCUAUGACGCCCAAUUGUUUAACCAAAGUUCAGGAGGGAUAA
Molecule: messenger RNA, 1179 nt
Organism: Ostertagia ostertagi
Lineage: Eukaryota; Metazoa; Nematoda; Chromadorea; Rhabditida; Trichostrongylidae
Source: the annotation of a GenBank genome assembly